Vicia villosa (hairy vetch) is the source of this 636-nucleotide messenger RNA. RefSeq lists its product as uncharacterized. The coding region runs from base 1 to 636 and encodes 211 amino acids. Lineage: Eukaryota; Viridiplantae; Streptophyta; Magnoliopsida; Fabales; Fabaceae. The record is from RefSeq and is a predicted model, not a curated record. Gene Ontology annotation, molecular function: catalytic activity. The transcript has a single exon.
AUGGUUUGGAAUUGUAGAGGCGCGGCUAGUAAAUCUUUCUAUAGAUAUUGCAAACACUAUAUGGACAUGUAUCAUUCGUCGAUGUUAGUGAUUUUAGAAACCAGAUGCGAUCCUAAGCUCUUGGACAAAACCUUUGAGAAAUUAGAUUUUGACAAGAACAUGUUUGUUGAGAAUAGAGGCUAUUCAGGAAGUAUAGUAGUAGAGUGGAAAUCGAGCUACUUUGAAAUCAAUUUGUGCAAAAAGGAUGACCAAUUUCUGCACCUGCAUAUUAAAGAUAAUGACAAGCAGGAUUUUUUCUUUACUGCAGUGUAUGCUAGUCCUCAUGAAAACAAAAAGAAACUCCUUUGGGAGAUGUUGAAUGAUAUCUCCAUAAGAAAGCAGCAUCUGUGGCUUGUAGCAGGUGAUUUCAAUGAUAUUGCUAAGAGUUUUGAGAAAAGAGGUGGUCUUCAAGCCUCCAAUAAUAGAUGCACCACUUUUCGCAAUAGGAUUCAAAGUUGUUUGCUCGAAGAUAUUGAAUCUAGAGGUCCAAAUUUUACGUGGCGAGGUCCUAUUUUCCACGAAGGUCAACGUAUUUAUGAAAAUAUGGAUCGUGCCUUAAGUAACGAUAGCUGGCGAUGGAGAUUUUCGAAUGCGUAG